AUGGAUGCUGCGUGCGAUCGGCAUUGGCAGAGUUGCUGUGCCGGUUUCAGCACGGCAAGCGGGGAAAGAGUGAAGCCGGACAAGAAACAACGCAGCAUCGUCCAGAGCCUGCCAGUCGCAGAGGUCUUGGAAUUCGUACUUGAGCAGGUCUUCGAACGGGCAUGUUUGGACAGACUUGUCCUCGAGUCCUUCUACAUUCAGCAACAGAUCCAGCAGGAGAUCUCCAAGAAUGAAACGAAAACUUCAAGCCUCUCACCAUCUACAAAGCGGAACAUUGGAAAGCUCCUGUCUCGAAUGGACUGGUGUCGUUUGAUACAGUUCGUCAAGAGGAACUCAGGAUGUGACCCGGAUUUCCUCAACUUGGUUCAGACACGGAUGGCGUGUCUUCGACCAGGAGAUUUCAGUGACCUGAACAAACUGGCCUAUGCACAGUCCGUGUGGCUCUAG
Molecule: messenger RNA, 447 nt
Organism: Symbiodinium necroappetens
Lineage: Eukaryota; Dinophyceae; Suessiales; Symbiodiniaceae
Source: the annotation of a GenBank genome assembly